Messenger RNA from Penicillium angulare, 2127 nucleotides. RefSeq names its product Zn(II)2Cys6 transcription factor domain-containing protein. The record is from RefSeq and is a predicted model, not a curated record. The transcript is spliced from 2 exons. Gene Ontology annotation, molecular function: DNA-binding transcription factor activity, RNA polymerase II-specific; zinc ion binding. Gene Ontology annotation, biological process: regulation of DNA-templated transcription. NCBI's taxonomy places the organism in Eukaryota, Fungi, Ascomycota, Eurotiomycetes, Eurotiales, Aspergillaceae. Bases 1 to 2127 code for a protein of 708 amino acids.
AUGCCCAACUCAAAGUCUGAACGUGGAACUAGGGGUCGCUAUGCUCGGUUGAUCUGUCAAAAGUGCAGAUCCAGAAAGAUCAAAUGCAAUCUGCCAGAUGUACACGAGCUGGAUCCCCUCGGCUCUCCGCAGCCCCCUGCUAAGUCCUGCGAGCGCUGCCGUGCCCUUAAUAUUGAAUGCGUCAUUGAGCGUUCAAGUUUGGGUCGUCCACCUUUCAAGGGCAGUGAAAGUGAGACACGUCUGAAGUCGAAUUCUGCCCGUUCUCAUUUGGCUACGCAACAUGGCGAACUCGGCUCUCUCUUUCAAUCUCAGAUGAAGGAUCAUUUGAAUCUAGAGUCCAUCUCGAGCCCAGGAACCACCCAAGAAAUCCGUUCAGUGGCCGAAAAGACCGUUUUCGACACUGUCAUCGAGUUUCAACACUUUUUCACCUCGGCAUUGGGCAAAGAUAGAAUAUUCGGUGCUACGAUCCCUCGGAGCACUUCAGUUUGCCCGACUCCUCUCCCAGAGCUAGUGAGCCAAGAUAUAGUGAGUAGUCUUGACAAGGACUUAGAAUGCCUAAGACGUCGUCUCAAGUCGGAAGAUGAGCAGAAUAUUGGCACCAAUCUGCUCUUCGCAUUACUUUGUCUUAUCGCAUACGAUACGACGGGCAAAUUCGAUCCUCUCCAUUCACAUUUGAAGCGGAAUCUUCAGCUUGCUGUUUCAUCGUACGGCCAAGAGUUUAUAUUUUCCCCUCCCACUCAUUCCGACUCUGUUGUUGUCUGCCUCAUUUUGGCUGAUUAUAGACCCACCGCAGUGGGUGUAUCUCAGCAUACUGCACACCGAGCAAUCAAAUCGACCUUAUAUCUCGACACAGCUUUCAAAAUCGCUGAAAGAUUAGAGAUGUUACCUUCACAACUCAACCUCAGCUUUGCAGAUAUACCGACUAUGACUGAUGAAGAGUAUAAAGACCAAAUUAUGAAUUCUUUGCUAGGAAUGAAAAUAUUCAGUCAGGAUAUCAUUCAAGAUGGACUAUUGUCAAGACCACUCCAUCAACUGCAAGAAUCACUAGAUCGCAUGGCACCCCAUAUUCACAUUUAUCAGAAUGUGUUUAGGCAUCGUCCUUGCCCACCAAGGUUGAUUUUUCAAAUACAAUGGGCUACGGCGAGCUAUCUGCUUUUGGAUUCUCUGAAAUCAGUGAAACAGAACUGGACCGAUCCUCAAAGAUUAUCUCGUGCUGUUGAAGAUAUCGAACAGAAAUGCCUCGAACAGAUCAGAUUCUGCCACUGGGCACUUUCAAAUACCACUCAGACAGAGUCACCCGAGGAGGUAUCGGCUGCUCGCUCAUUGCUGGAAUAUCGUUUCCAUGCAGUCUUCAUACGAAUGCAUGGGGUUGCACUUUUUCACAUACUGGUUCUUAGAUCCAGAGUCUCAAACAACAGCUUCUCAGGGGCUUCUGAUGUCAGUCCUCUGGAAGCUAAUCAAAUGGGCCCAAAACUCUCGGAUGCCAUGAAAAAUAUCUCCGAUGAUCUUGGUGUUCAAAUUGUGACAUUUUUAUCACGCUUUGCGCAUCCCUUCCCCGAUCAAAUUCUCGCAGUGCUUGAGAGGUUCAUCGGAUGCACGAAUCUAAAGCUUGAUAACAUAUCACUUCAAGCUCCUUUCCGGGACAUCGUUCUCGACAUACUCGUCUUUUGCAGGUCAGUAGUGGAAAAUAAUGGCAUCCAUGUCAGGAGUUUAUCUGGAAAGAUGAGACCAAAUUCCGAUCGGCAGGUCUCGGUUAUUGCGGAGUGUGCUAGAAGACUCUGUAACAUGGUGACAGCCCCUAGCAAAUCGAUCGAAGCUGCGUUUGCUGGCGGCUGCGUCUUUGCUGCCAGCACUCGAGUCAUGAUGGCAAUUCUGGACAUCAUGAGAGAUUUGAAGAAAGAAAGCAAUUUGAAACAGGCUGUUCAGGUCCCGCUGGAUAUUCCUGAUGCUGGGCCGAGCACGAGUAAUCUUGAUAUCAAUCACCCGGAACCAGAUAAUGCGUGGUUUACUGAGCCAAUACCGAUUUCCUUCAAUGCCGGGGAUUUCGCUUUUGACUGGUCUAUGAUAAUGGGGAUUGAUGAAAACCUGAUCGACAAUGAACUGAAUUUUGAUUUUGGGUCCAGUUAA